ACGCACGCGGAUGUGCAGUUCCGCUGCACAAGUUCGUCUAUAGCGCCGUCGAUACUUAAAACAGUCGCUUGGCUGACGUCUGACAGUAGUUAUUCGACGGAUUUCGCGCAAAAAACCCGCGGACUCGAGCAGUAUACCUAGGUAUAACAUCGGUAUCCUAUCCUUGCGUAUCGCGCUCGUCCCAUAUGCCGCAUGGCCAGCACAACUACCUACAACAAUAAAUCAUUAUCGUAACAACUGCUGCGGCUGUAGCAUAGAAAUAUUAAUCGUUGUUAUUAUUGUUGUUGUUGUUGUUAUUAUUUUUAAAUCGUUACAAACACGCUCGUUCGAGUUCUCCGUCCCGCAAGGCCUUYCGUAGCGGAACAAUAAUUCGAUUAUAACGUCAUAAUAAUCAUAAUAAUAGUAUACGGUUGAGAUGGGCGACAAGUAUUACGUCUGCUGGUUCGUCUGGACUAUGAUGGUAUUUGCCAUCCCGCCGAACGCUUUCGUUCAUUCCGCCGACGAACCGAGUGAAUACGAGUACACAGAUCUAUGUUUUCGGGACGACCCAAAAAUAGAUGUUUGCAUCCGCAAAAGAAUUAACAACGUGAUGGAGGAAUUCCAUAAAGGUAAUGAUGAAUUUGGUAUGCGUGAAUUUGACCCAUUACACUUGGACACUCCGUUACAUUUCGAACAUAAGGCCCGACUGAUUGGUGGAAAAAUCUCGGUUAAGGACAUGAUGACUGAAGGUUUGACWACAAUGAAAUUGGUAUCGCUCAGAUCAAAACUUCAAAACCCGAACAAAAUGGAAGUGGGAUUUACCACGAACUUCAAAAACUUAUUAAGCUCCGGUCAGUAUCAGUUCGAAGGAUAUUUGGGGCGUAUGCCAAUCAACGCCAACGGCCGAUACAACAUAACAUUCAAGAACGUCGAAACGAGCUACGUGUUGAAGGCCAAGCUCAAAGAAAUGGAAAAUAGCACGUCGUACGUGCAAGUCGAAAGUUUUCGCUCGUAUCCGCCGAAAUUUGGUGAAACGAAAAUCUUUGCCAGCGAUCUAGUGCCGGGGAACGCGGUGUUGAAAUCAUUUAAGCCAUCACAUAGUUCAGGUUCUUCAUCAGGUGAUUCUGAUAGUGUUGGCUUAACUUAUGAAAAAUCUAAUUCAUCACCAAGAAUUUUUCUGUCAUCUUGGUCGUUGCUACUGUUGGGUACAUUUUUUAGAAAUUGGGCUACACAAACAAGUUUCAAAUUACUCUUAAAAUGUAAAGAAUUUGGAAUAUGUUGA
Diuraphis noxia (Russian wheat aphid) is the source of this 1261-nucleotide messenger RNA. RefSeq lists its product as uncharacterized. Gene Ontology annotation, biological process: multicellular organismal reproductive process. The record is from RefSeq and is a predicted model, not a curated record. Lineage: Eukaryota; Metazoa; Arthropoda; Insecta; Hemiptera; Aphididae.